UAAUAUGUAGCAAAUUAGUAAAGAGAAAGAGUAGUAAUAUCAGUAAUAUAUGGACCUGGAGAAGGAAGUUAUUGGCACUCUGGCCAAAGUUAGACAAUAUGAAGCUUCAAUGACUUAACUAAAAAGAAAUAUUCAGAAAUGUCAAAUUACAUUAAAGGAACUUGGAAGUAUUGAGGAACAGAAGACAUAUCAGCCUGCGGGUAAAUGGUAAUAGAUUUAACUUAAAUAACAGCUUCAUUCUUAAACCAAAAAAGGAUAUUGCAAAUGAAGUUGUUGAAAUUAUUAAAUCUCACGAAAAAGACAUUGAUGAGUAUGAAAAAGUCAGAUAGCAUCUAAUUACAAAAGGAAAAGAGAAGGAAAUAUAAUUAUAAGAAGCAAUGAAAGCAUUAAAAAUUUGA
Paramecium octaurelia is the source of this 398-nucleotide messenger RNA. NCBI's taxonomy places the organism in Eukaryota, Ciliophora, Oligohymenophorea, Peniculida, Parameciidae. The record is from the annotation of a GenBank genome assembly.